UUGUUGAUACGUGAGAGAGAAGAGAAGAUGCGGGAGCCGAACUGUGGGUUUUUUCCUGCAGUAUCAGAGGCGUGGACUUUUUGCCGAAAUUGAGAAUUGAGUUUGAGAUCCACGAAACCAAAAAAAGUCAAAUCAUCCAACCAGAACACAAGAAUCAUUGUAUAACAUACACAGAGCAUAAAGGUUGGAUAUUUUGAUUGGGUUUGGUUGAGGAUAGAAAAAAAGAAAGAAAAAAGAAGGUUUUUUUUUUUUAAGUCUUGGUUCAUUCAAGGUGAAUGGUUGGCGGUGGAAAUGGAGAGGGAGCACCACACUCCACGGCGGCGCGUCCCAGAAGUGAUCUCCGCCCACGCGCUACCGCAGAGAGCGUUUUCAACGGCGGGGACACCGCGGGGUAUAGCCCCGAUCCCCUGACUCUGCUUUCUAGCUUGUUCGGCGACGGCGAUGAGUAUAAAUCGUUCUCGGAGUUUCUUGCCGGCGCUAUGAUGGACCCCACCCCUCCUCGGUUCUUUCCCGAUUCAUCUACUCAAGGACACUUUGGAAUGACACAGCAGCAAAUUGAAGCUGAACAUCCAUUCUCUGCAGCAGCACUUCCUGCCACCUCUCUGACACAGCACCUGAUACCACAACCCGCAUCAGUGCCAGCUUCUGUGAUGACAGAAUCCUUUGGUUUUUCUCACUCUGACAAAAAGUUACAGUCUUCCGCUGUCAUUGUUGAGAAGCCUAAUGAUGAUGGCUACAACUGGAGGAAGUAUGGGCAGAAACAUGUAAAGGGUAGUGACUUCUCUCGAAGUUAUUACAAAUGCACACAUCCAAAUUGUCCUGUUAAGAAAAAGCUUGAGCGAUCUCUUGAGGGUCAUGUAACUGCAAUUAUCUACAAAGGAGAGCACAACCAUCAACGUAAGACCACAAAAGGCACCCUAACAACAUCAACUGAGAAUUCAUCAGAUAGGUUGAAAGAAGAGAUGAGUUCUCAGUCGGUGUCUCAGAUGGAUCUAGAAUCUGGAACAAGUGACAGUGAGGAAGUAGGUGAUCAUGAAACUGAAGUGGAUCAGAAAAAUGAUGAACCUGAUCCCAAGAGGAGAAACACAGAAGCCAGAUUCCAGGAUCCAGCCUCUUUGCAUAGAACUGUGGCAGAGCCCAGAAUCAUAGUGCAAACAACAAGUGAAGUGGAUCUGUUGGAUGAUGGAUAUAGAUGGCGCAAAUAUGGGCAGAAAGUUGUCAAAGGAAACCCAUAUCCAAGGAGCUAUUACAAGUGCACGACCCCAGGUUGCAAUGUUCGGAAGCAUGUUGAGAGGGCUUCGACGGAUCCUAAAGCUGUAAUAACAACAUAUGAAGGAAAACAUAAUCAUGAUGUACCAGCAGCUAAGACUAAUAGUCACACACUUGCAAACAAUAGUUCAUCACAGCUGAAACCACAGAAUGCCAUUACUGAUGAGAAGAAGCAUAGUUUCAGUAGCAGAGGUGUUGGGGGCAGUGAGCAACGACCAGUGCCAAGUCUAAGACUGAAGGAAGAACAGAUAACUUAGCUUUUUCUUCCUUUCAUAAGUUAUUGUAUCCUUUAUUUGUUUCUCAUAAUUCCACGUACAUACAAAAUAUUAUGUUAAACUCACACACUAAUAUAUAUAACACAAAAGCCGAAAUUCUGUAUAGUUCAAGAUUAGCUCAGAAUUGAA
Molecule: messenger RNA, 1673 nt
Organism: Vigna unguiculata (cowpea)
Lineage: Eukaryota; Viridiplantae; Streptophyta; Magnoliopsida; Fabales; Fabaceae
Product: putative WRKY transcription factor 3
Biological process (GO): regulation of DNA-templated transcription
Molecular function (GO): DNA-binding transcription factor activity; sequence-specific DNA binding
Source: RefSeq, a predicted model, not a curated record